GACAACCACACCCUUGCACCUUCCAGACCGCAACCAACAUAAAACCACCACUCCUCAUCGCUCUGAAGUCGAGGCCCUACGAAGCAACAACUUUAGCACUUUGGCAUGUUCUUGUUGACUAAAUUCCGCAAGGCCCUACCUAUAGCACGGAUUGUGGUCAAGCAUCCUCGGUUCUGCCCACCAAGCUUAUCAAGCGCUCCUCGCAAGCUUUCUUAGCGGCCCUGAGGUGCUGCGUGGCCCCAUCAUGGGUGACCGUGAUGACUGGGAGGACAUCGACGAUGAUGUCGAAAUGGAGCUGCAGCCAGACGAGUCGGAGCCAGGCGAGGACGACUCGCAGAGCUCCGUCUCCGAGGACGACGACGUACCGAUGACCGUCCAACCAGGGCUCGUCCGCAACAUCCUGCAGACCAUCGCCGACAGUGUACGUCCAAGCGGGCAUGAGUCCCAGGCGGAGGACGUGGAGAUGAACCCAAACUGCUCCUGGGACCGCCUCCCCUACGAGCUCUCCCACAAGAUCCUGCAGACCCUCGCCGAGGAUGAGGCGAGGUCACACCUGAUGGCCGAGUACGCCGUCGUCUGCAAGGCGUGGCAGGCUGAGAUCGAGGAGGUCAACUUCCGCACCCUCGCCGUGAAGCAGUCCGACCUGCAACAGCUCGACGAGUACGUGACCGGCCGCCGCAGGGCCCUGCUCAGGCACCUGUGGCUCCAGGUCGAGCUGUCCGAGUACUCGCGGAGGUCGCGCCUGGUCCCGGAGAACGAGCAGGACCAGGAGGAGAACAACGUCAAGUACUCCAUGGCCCUCGCCGACCUCUUCAAGCUGCUCGAGUCGUGGAACACCCCCGAGUUCUGGUCGUCCAGGAACGGCCGCGGCAUCAACCUCGAGCUCAGUGCCUUCUCCCCAAGCGACAAGAGAAACUUGUUUGGCGAGGCGGGAUUGGACGCGGACGGGAACUCGAGAUACUUUGACUCGCUACUGGACUUUAUGCUCCUGGUGGUCCCUGACCCCCAAGGCAUUCACGGCCUGCACAUGGUCGAGGUGGUCACUAGCUUCUCUAUACUCCGGCGAAACUUCCGCAAUGUCUCGGCUACGUCACUCACACCAAUCUUGCGGUCGCUCCCCCGCCUGCAGGAGGUGCGCUUCGAGCCGUGGCAGCAGGUGGACCAGGCAGCCCAAGAAGACGUUGACAGCGAACUCGCCGGCCAGCUCCCCUUCUGGCCAACCACGCUGAAGCGGAUCAGCAUCUUCGAGCACUUUGGCGCCUUCGACCAGAACGACCUGUGGGACACCAGGAUCAGGUUCCCCUUCCUCGCCCACGGCCUCCGGCGCCUCAGCACCCACCUCCAGGACCUGAGCGUCUCGUUCGCGGUGGACGCCAAGGACUUCUUCCAGCCCUGGGCGGCGGCGGCGUGCGCCCCCGCCCCAACCGCGGGCCCGUCCCAGCCGUGCCGGUGGGAGCACCUCCGGUGGCUGACGCUGACGUCGCGGAUGAUCGCCGAGGUGGCGUUCCCGGACGAGAUCAACAGCCUCCUCCGGGCGGCAGGCCUAGCGGCGGCGUCGUCGAUGCCGGCGCUGCAGGCGAUGGAGCUGUACAACGCGACGCGGUGGGACGCGGGCGUGUUCCGGUUCCUGGUGGUGGACAACACGGCCGUGGUCAGCUGGACGAGCACGUGGGAGUUCCGGGUGGCGGCGGCCGUGCGGAGGGUGUGGCGGGAGGUGGCGCUGGCACGCACGCGGCGCGAGCCGGUGGUCUUUGACGAGGUGCGCAUGGCGGACUACAAGGGCGGGCCCGAGGGGUUCGUCCACUCGGAGCUCGCCACGCGCGAGCUGGUGCUGCACCCGAGCUCAUCGGGGGACAUGAUGGGGGACAGGCCGUUCCCGGAGCCGGUACUGCGGCUGCCGGCCAUCUAGUUGGGUUUAAUUUUGUGUUUCUUCUUUGGCUUGGGACGGUGUGUCUGUGGCAGCAGCGGCGGUAGCAGCUGUGGGCAUGAGGCGCCAAACGGUCAUGAUCCGGGCAUUCCUAGAAGAAGAAGCUCAAUUCUGAUCGAGCCUCGGGGUGCCAGUCGAGGCAAUCAAGGUCGCAUCGUGCCUCCCACAUGCUACCCACCGUAUCCUGGGCCUCCUUCCCGUCGUGAAGCUUCUUCAUCAGAACCUUCCCACGAGCCAUCCAUCUACACUAUCUGUCUCGGGCUCGGAACUUUGCGGGCUGGUGGGGAUCGAUCAGAACUAUAAAGGAUGGAUGGGCCAUCUGCCUCGGACUCGGAAGUUUGCGGGCUCGUGGAGGGGGCCAAGGCCCACGGCUGCGACUCUGGAGCAGUGGGCUAGGUAACUAACUACCUACCCAGGUAGCAGUUCAUCCCGUGAGUGAGUGAACGGUCGGUCGAGCUGCUCUGACUGACUGGCAUGCUACUGUGGCAGGUGCGGGCGUGCGUAAAACCGUAGCGACGCAAAGUAGCAGAGUAGAGCAGGACAAAGCAGGAUUUUGGGAUGCAGCACCGAACACGAGACCCGUGAGGCAUAUACCGUACAGCACGAUGAUGAUGAGACGUCGGCAGUCCUAGCAGUGUGUGAUGAUACUGUUAUUCACGCAGGUGUCUGUCCCGCAGGCCCAAGAGGGUCCGUGAAAGGCCUACUAGCAUCUGUGGCUGGUGCGAUAUCUGGUUCGCCCCUGCGUUUGGCCCCCCUCCCCACCAGCCACGGAUGCUAUAUUCCUGGUACGUGUGUGCAGCUCUUGGGUGUUUGAUGUUCAUGUAUGUCCUGUAUAUCAUCCGCGGGGCGAGCUGGCCUGGGCUGCCUGGGCUGCCUAUGUAUGUAUAUAUGCCGAUCUUAUCGCGUCCAGACACGUCUAAUCGGCGAGGCAAGACCGUCCGUCGGGGGCACUACAGUACAGGCCUGUCGGAUCGGUUGCCCGUUUGUGUUGUUGUUUUUUUUUUCUCUUCUCUUCAAAAGCCCCUCCCCCUGCCAGCCGAGGGACACGGACCACCUUUUUCAGGGGUACCCCUUUUUCCCCCUUCUCGAAGGUCCCGGGGAAGACGGACUGGAUGUAACCCUUUCCCAGGGUCGGGGCGAAUCCCUGGGCGGGUACACGUUCGCUUUGGGCGGUGCAAAGCGAAAUGGGCUGGUCAUGCUGUUGAGAUGUGCGAUUUCUGGUAGCGUGUGUUGAUGAGGCUAUUCCGAGCCAGAGGGGGAGGCCCGAGAUGGGAGGUGCGAAGUACAUACCGCAGUACCAAGCCAAGCAUAAAGUACAUACGUACCUCGUACCGUGUAAGGUUUUACAGCAGAUGUCAGAUGCAGGGUCUUGAUGCCGUCAUUCCUGUCUGGCCGGGCUUCCCCAUAGAUACCUAGGUCAGUACGUGCAGUACUUUAGCAGGCUGACUGACAGACCGACCAAAAAUUAGGUUGCAACCGUCGUGUCAGUGGCCGUAGUCGGAAACGUUUGCAACGGGC
Molecule: messenger RNA, 3445 nt
Organism: Diaporthe batatas
Lineage: Eukaryota; Fungi; Ascomycota; Sordariomycetes; Diaporthales; Diaporthaceae
Exons: 5
Coding region: 245-1909 (554 amino acids)
Source: RefSeq, a predicted model, not a curated record